UUUCAAAGACACAGAUGGAAACACACCACUGAUGAUUUCUCUACAGAACGGUUUCAAUCACAUAGUCGAGUUUCUCUUCACAAACAAGGCAGACGUCAAUGCCAUUAAUUCUGUGGGCGAUUCAGCUUUGAUUCUCUCCAUUGGCUUUACGCCUCUGAUGAUUGUUUUAAAAAAUAGGGACACUAGCGAUAAUUCUGUGAGAGAAAUUGUUCAAGUCCUGCUAGAAAAUGGUGCUUCUGUAAAUGAUACAAGUAAACAUGGAGAAACUCCACUUAUGUUUGCCGCUAAGAAAGAAAACAAUAUGAAAAUUGUUCAAAUCCUGCUAGAAAAUGGUACUUCUGUAAAUGAUACAAAUGAGUAUGGGGAAACUCCACUUAUGCUGGCAGCUAAAAAAGAAGAAAGUAUGAGUGUGCUGCAGCUUCUCUUGGAUCAUGGAGCUAAACUUGAUGAUAUGGAUAAAAAAGGUAAUACACAUUCCCUGCUACACGUCGCCUUAAGCAAUGGUCACAUAGAGUGUGCCAAACUCCUCGUCCAACAUGGAGCAAACAUUGACUGUAAUCAUGCCCUUGAGUUAGCA
Candidula unifasciata is the source of this 577-nucleotide messenger RNA. The record is from the annotation of a GenBank genome assembly. Lineage: Eukaryota; Metazoa; Mollusca; Gastropoda; Stylommatophora; Geomitridae.